AUGCAGUGUUUAUGGAUUUCCGGGAUAAAGUGGGACGAUCCCUUACCAACCGACCUGUCUCUUCUCUGGAACAGAUAUCAUUCAGAACUUCAUUUAGUGAACACAAUUAUUAUUCCUCGUCGCAUUACUGACGAUGGUGCCAUUUCAGUCCAUCUGCAUGCGUUUUCGGAUAGUUCUCAAAAGGGAUACGCUGCAUCAGUGUACCUCCGUGUUGAAACUGCUACGUCCGUCCGUUGUCACCUUAUUACAGGAAAGACCAGAGUCGCACCUCUCAAACACGUUACCAUUCCCCGUCUGGAAUUAUGUGGAGCAGUUCUAGCAGCACAACUCCUUCGUUACACUGUCACCGCAUUUCAAGAUCGAAUACAUGUCGACACAUUGACUGCGUGGACUGACUCCACCACAGCCCUUGCAUGGAUUCGUUCGUCACCACAUAGAUGGACGACCUUUGUUGCAAAUCGCACAAGUCAAAUUCAAGAGUUGACCCCUCCAUCUAUUUGGAGGCACGUUCCCACUCUCUGCAAUCCAGCUGACUGUGCAUCUCGUGGAUUAUAUCCAUCAGACCUCGUCAACCAUGCCCUUUGGUGGACUGGACCUCCAUUCUUACUGAAACCCCCAGACCAAUGGCCAGCUUCCCUCGACGCUCCUCAGGAUGCCAUCGAUAUACUACCUGAUAAUGAAAUCCGGAAAUCUGCUGUAGUGUUUAUGACCGUUAGAUCUUCUGCUACGCAGUUACUUGAUCGUUUCUCAUCAUUAGACAAAAUUGUUAGAAUUGUUGCAUACUGUUUACGUGUAAAACCUGGUAAAAAACCGAAACAACAAUCCACAACACUUCUGAACGCCGAAGAACUUCAUCACGCUUUGCUUGCACUUAUCUUGUCUGUCCAACGAUCUGUAUAUCACGACGAUAUCGCAUUGAUAACCAAGAAUUCGCCUUGUUCAAAACCACUACGUAAAUUGGAUGCAUUCAUUGAUUCCGCUGGAUUUCUCAGAGUGGGCGGUCGCCUUCAAAACUCUGAUCUUCCAUAUGAACGCAAACAUCCGCUCCUCAUACCGUCACAUCAUCGAUUAACAGAGUUGAUUAUCGACCACAAUCAUUGUAAAUUGAAACACCCCGGCCCGUCUGCUCUUCAAACUCAUUUACAACGUCUCUUUUGGAUUCAGUCAGCCCGGCGAGUCAUCCGUUCACGCUUGCGUCUGUGCAUUCCAUGUUUUCGGACCAGACCGCAAUCCGUUCAACCGAAGAUGGCUGCGCUCCCAAAGUAUCGCGUCCAGCAGAUUAAACCCUUCGCCAUCACCGGUGUAGAUUAUGCUGGACCGAUUACUAUAAAAAGUCAUCGAGGCCGGAACUCACGUUCCAAACUGGCUUAUAUCUGUUUGUUUGUCUGCACAAACACGAAAGCGAUUCAUUUAGAGUUGAGUUCAGAUCUGUCAACAGAAACGUUCCUAUUGGCUCUCACACGGUUCACUUCACGUCGUGGUCCGGUAAGCGAGAUCCACAGUGAUAAUGGAACGAAUUUUGUUGGAGCAUCGCGCCUCUUGAACCCGAUACAAACAUUGACCAAUUCAAAACCAUUUCAAACUCGUGUGCACUCUCAUCUAGCAACUUCCAACAUCCAAUGGCAUUUCAACCCUCCUUCAUCUCCGCAUUUUGGAGGAUUGUGGGAAGCUGGGGUGAAAUCUACCAAAUCACUAAUCCUCCGAUCUAUUGGACUCCACAAGCUGGUGGCUGAAGAGUUUAUGACGCUGUUGACUCAAAUUGAAGCUACGCUCAAUUCACGGCCACUGUGUGCUUUAACAAAUGACACAUCCAAUUUUGACGCUCUUACACCCAGUCACUUCUUGACCUUGGAACCAUCUACGUCUCUUCCAGAGCCUAACUUAGAAAACGUCCCUAUGUCAAAAUUGAACCGUUGGCGUCUCAUAUCAGAUAUUCAUAAGCACUUCUGGACUCGAUGGAAGAAUGAGUAUCUUACCACACUUCAAGUUAGAUCAAAAUGGUUCACGGAUUCGAAAAGUUUGAGUGUUGGCGACCUUGUUCUUAUUCGAGAAGCCACACAUCCGCUGCAAUGGUCCAUAGGAAGAAUUCGUCAACUGCAUCCAGGAUCAGACGGAAUAGCACGAGUUGCAACAGUGGAUACUGCCACCGGAUCCUUUGUUCGCCCAGCUGUAAAACUCUGCCCCUUUCCAUCCUCUUGA
Messenger RNA from Aphis gossypii (cotton aphid), 2199 nucleotides. RefSeq lists its product as uncharacterized. The record is from RefSeq and is a predicted model, not a curated record. Gene Ontology annotation, molecular function: nucleic acid binding. Bases 1 to 2199 code for a protein of 732 amino acids. Gene Ontology annotation, biological process: DNA integration. The transcript has a single exon. NCBI's taxonomy places the organism in Eukaryota, Metazoa, Arthropoda, Insecta, Hemiptera, Aphididae.